UGGUAUUUUUUACAUUCCCCUGUAUAUUCUCUCGCUCAUCCCCUUUUCCCCUUCCUCCCUCUCCUCUCUGAUGGCAGAAGAAACACAGUUCAAAUGGGAAGGAAAAGCCACCGCAGAGCUCAAGUCCACCAAACCUGACCAAGUCUGGCCUUUCUUAGAGGAUUUUUGCAGCCUCCACAAGUGGAUGCCCAGUCUUGAUACUUGCUAUCAAGUGGAGGGCGUCAAGGGUCAGCCCGGCCUCAUUCGCUACUGCUCCUCCACAGCAGCAUCGCCGGACAACCCUGACCAGACCACAGUCAAUUGGGUCAAAGAGAAGCUUCUCACCAUCGAUCCCAUCAACCACUGCUUCAGCUAUGAGGUUCUCGACAACAACAUGGGGUUCAACUCCUAUGUGACCACAUUCAAAGUAAUCCCAAUCAACGGCGGUGGGUGCCUGAUCCAGUGGUCCUUCGUUUGUGAUCCGGUUCAAGGGUGGAGAUACGAGGAUUUGGCGUCUUAUAUCGACUCUUCUCUCCAAUUCAUGGCUAAGAAGAUGGAAGAGACUCUCCAGCACGCAAUCUGACUCCUGCGGUGUAUAUUUAUUUGUACUUUGGUGUAUGUUUUCAUUCGGAGUUUUAAGAUAAUGUAGUGGAUAUUUAAAUAAAAUGCACUUCUUCUAUCAGCAUCA
Vitis riparia (riverbank grape) is the source of this 667-nucleotide messenger RNA. Its product is annotated as lachrymatory-factor synthase-like. NCBI's taxonomy places the organism in Eukaryota, Viridiplantae, Streptophyta, Magnoliopsida, Vitales, Vitaceae. The coding region runs from base 71 to 562 and encodes 163 amino acids. The transcript has a single exon. The record is from RefSeq and is a predicted model, not a curated record.